Molecule: messenger RNA, 1905 nt
Organism: Herpailurus yagouaroundi (jaguarundi)
Lineage: Eukaryota; Metazoa; Chordata; Mammalia; Carnivora; Felidae
Exons: 3
Coding region: 203-1327 (374 amino acids)
Source: RefSeq, a predicted model, not a curated record
CUUUUGAACGAGUGAAGCCGGAAAUCACGGGUAAAAAUCACAUGGGCCUGUGUACAGAGCGCGCGUCUCAGGAGAGACUCCAGUUUUCGUCAGACAGUCAAGGGAGCAGUGACCACCCCCCACCCCCCCAAGCAGUAAGAACAAGUCACCUGAGGCCGAUCUUCUGCCCGGGCCACCGGCCCCACCCCAGAAGGUGCGUGAGAUGAAAGGCGGUCCUCCCAGACACCAGGCUCCUGCUGAGUCCCACCAGUGGAGGCUUCCGGAGCAGGGAGGAGGAGUGGAGAGCCGCCCUGGGAGGAGGAAAGCCCAUUGUCCUCAACUGGCCCCGUGUGCCUUCCAAGAAGUCACGAGACGGGACGUGGGGGCCUCACAGCCGAAAGCCCUUGGUGCCAGGAGAGACGAGACCGGACCGGGUGCUUGUGGUCAAGUGUCUAGUGGACGGACUCAGCCUGGGCCCGGGGUGCCCUCCCCCUCCCCAGCCCGUGCUCCUCCUGCUUUCCUGUCCUCAGUGGGCCUGCUGGCGAGCCGCCCCGGGGGCUUCUUCCUCACCUGCCAGGGAUCAACUCACCCCACACACGCUGCCCGGGGGGAGACGAGGCCCACACACACACCUGUCUCCAUCCUGUCAUGCUGCACGGGAGUCAAGUUCACGUCUGUCCCACGGCCCCCACCCCGGAGCUCCUGGAUAGAAAGGACCACAGCUGGCCAUCGGCAGGGUGCACUUCUGAUUGCCCCCUGCACUGGGCACAUGCUAGGCUUGGGGACACAAUGUCCCCAGGCAGGAGAGAGGAGGCUCCAGGAAGUACAGGUGUGGUGGCCCAGCAGGGCCACUUCGGGAACCACACCCAGGAGGCUGGGCAGAUCUGUUCCAGAAGAGCCCUUGGCUGUGUGGAGGAGGGGACAACAAAGGGCAGUGGCAGUCAUGCACGGAAUGGGGACAGUGAAUCUGUGGGCCUGCGGUCAGCGGUGUGGGCCAGGGAGGGGUGCGGACCCCAAAACAAGAACCAAGGGGGCGGGCACGACCAGAGAAGGACAGACCCAUGUGGAACCCAGAGGGUUUGGGCAGAUGAGGGGUCACCAGGGAGAUGGACGCGGGUCUCGGGGCCCCCAACCCAGCUCGACUCACACCCGCCCCCACCUGAAAUGCUCCGGCUCCAGGCCCCCUCCUGAGGCCCUCCCUGACCUUCCUGGGGGAAAGCCGCCCCUUAACAUCCACAAAACCGACCGGCUGCACCUCUGUGUUUUGGAAUUCAUUACGGUCAGCGCACAGGGGAAAUACGUCAAACGAAGCAUAAUGUUUUUACCCAGAACACAUGAAAUUAAUUAAAUAGAGUACAUGGCUACUAAAUAGAACUUGUAUUAAUUAGGGAUAUUGUUACCAAAUAGAACAUGCAGUAAUUAGAUAGACCACAUCGUUACCGAACAGAACAUACACUAAUUAACCAGAGCACAUUGUUCCUGCAUGAAACGUACUUGAUUCUUCCUGGGGCUCCAGGGAGGAUCGCGCUGGUGGCCAGGGACAGGGAGGCCCCACAGGCAGGCCAGCCUUGGGCAAGUCCACAAAGCAGGAAAGGGGGUCCCCCGCGUGGUGUGAACAUCGCCCUCUUGUACAGACUCGACUUUGAAAUGUCUCUUCCUAUUUGGGGGAGAUGUAGCUUAGGAGAGUGUCUGCCUUCCUCGGAAAAUGAACAUGAAAUAAAUCAGAAAGCAUCAUCUCAAAAUAGGAAAGCGACAGUGAGUACAUUGCAGGCCUCCCCGGCCUCCCCAUCCUCCGCCCGCACGUGCCCAUUUACAGGUGUGGAGACUGAGCCCAGGAGACAGGUGGCGGCCGUGGACGUAGCCCUGCCCAGUGUCCUUGAGAGUGUGGCACCCCAACCUGGCCUCCAGCCCUCCCUGCGGCCCCUC